Enhydra lutris kenyoni (northern sea otter) is the source of this 1425-nucleotide messenger RNA. Its product is annotated as serpin family A member 4. Bases 50 to 1333 code for a protein of 427 amino acids. The record is from RefSeq and is a predicted model, not a curated record. The transcript is spliced from 5 exons. Gene Ontology annotation, molecular function: serine-type endopeptidase inhibitor activity. Lineage: Eukaryota; Metazoa; Chordata; Mammalia; Carnivora; Mustelidae. Gene Ontology annotation, biological process: negative regulation of endopeptidase activity.
CAGCUGCCUGGGGGGCCGUACCAGGACUGACCUUGGGAGAGCUCAGAAGAUGCAUCUUGCCGACCUCCUGCCCUUCCUUCUGGCCGGACUGAUGCUCCUUUGUCAUGGUCAAGUGAACCCUGAGCACUAUCUCCAGGAUCAUACGGGCAACCCCCAUCAGGAGGCUUCAAGCGCAGGUGAGGGCUCCCCCAGCCUCAAGAUUGCCCCAGGCAAUACAGCCUUUGCUCUCCAUUUCUACUACCUGAUGGCUUCCCAAAGUCCUGGGAGCAACAUCUUCUUCUCCCCACUGAGCAUCUCUGCCUCCUAUGCCAUGCUGUCCCUGGGGGCCCGCUCGCACAGCCAGACCCGGAUCCUUGAGGGUCUGGGCUUCAACCUUACGGAGCUGUCUGAGCAGGACAUCCACCGGGGCUUCCAGCACCUCCUGCACACUCUCCACCUCCCGGGCAACGGGCUGGAGAUGCACAUGGGCAACGCCCUGUUCCUGAGCCAGGACCUACCGAUCCUUCCGGGAUUUCUUAAUGACAGCAUGGCCUUCUAUGAAUCCAAACUCUUCCUCACCGACUUCCACAAUUCUGUGGGCACCACCCAGCUCAUCAAUGACCACGUCAAAGAGGAAACUCAAGGAAAGAUUGUGGAUUUGGUCAGCCACCUGAGCACGGACAUCACAAUGGUGCUGGUGAAUUACAUUUACUUCAAAGCUCUGUGGGAGAAACCAUUUGUUCCCUCGAUGACCACUACCCAAGACUUCCACGUGGAUGAGAAUACUGUUGUCAAGAUACCUAUGAUGCUGCAGGACACACAGCACCACUGGUAUCUUCAUGACCGAUUCUUGCCCUGCUCGGUGCUGCGGAUGGAUUACCAAGGAAACCUGGUGGCCUUUUUCAUCCUUCCGGACCAAGGGAAAAUGGCGAAUGUGGAGGAGGUCUUGACUCCAGAGAUGCUAACAAGGUGGAACAACUUGCUUCAGAAGAGGUAUUUUUAUAAGAAGCUCGAGCUCCAUUUCCCCAAGUUCUCCAUUUCUGGCUCCUAUCAGUUAGAUCAGAUUUUGCCCAAGAUGGGCUUCAUGGACCUGUUCUCGAAGGAGGUUGACCUCUCCGGCAUCACCGAAGAGCGGAGACUGCGGGUGUCCAAGAGUUUUCACAAAGCCAUUCUGGAGGUGGAUGAGGUUGGCACCCAGGCAGCAGCGGCCACUGGCAGCUUUGUGACCUUUAUGUCUGCCCAGCACAAUCGCAGAGUCCUUCGGUUCAACCGGCCCUUCCUCGUGGUGAUCUUUUCCACCAAUACCCAGAGCAUCAUCUUCCUGGGCAAGGUUGUCAACCCCACGAAACCAUAGCCCUCCCAGGGCUGGCUCUUCUAUUACAAGCAGGAUGAUGUGGCCCAGGGUGGGCUCGGUGUGAGCAGCUCUGUGUUUGGAGUGGUGGACAC